AUGCUUAGGUACUCCUCGCCUCGAAAAUCUGGGGGAGAGGAGGAGGAGGAGGAGGAGGAGGAGGAGGAGGAGGAGGAGGAGGAGGAGGAGGAAGAGGAGGAGGAGGAGGAGGAGGAGGAGGAGGAGGAGGAGGAGGAGGAGGAGGAGGAGGAGGAGGAAGAGGAGGAGGAGGAGGAGGAAAGGAGGGCACAGAAGGGCGAGUGCAUAUCUUUAGAUGCUAUGGAUUUAUGCAAUCAGAUUCAUCAGUUGUUCCACCAACAAGUGUUCACAGUCUCUCACACGCUUUAA
Closterium sp. Yama58-4 is the source of this 288-nucleotide messenger RNA. NCBI's taxonomy places the organism in Eukaryota, Viridiplantae, Streptophyta, Zygnematophyceae, Desmidiales, Closteriaceae. The record is from the annotation of a GenBank genome assembly.